AAGAAAGAAAGAAAGAAAGAAAGAAAGAAAGAAAGAAAGAAAGAAAGAAAGAAAGAAAGAAAGAAAGAAUUAAAUGAAGAAUGAGAGAAAGAAAUAAAGAAAAAAAGGAAGAAAAAAAGAGCGCGUUUAACAACCGAAUGCUGACGAAUGAAUCGAGAAACAACUGUAACUGCGGACUUUGUAUUUAGUAUCAGUCGGUAUUCGAGUGAUACAUCAAGACUACAAGUACAACAAAAACAGUGAUAAUGAACGACAGUGUUUGCUCAGUCGAAAACUUCGAGAUGAAACGCGGCCAUUCCUUUGCUUCUUAUGUCAUGUGAACAGUCCUCUUUUACCUUCUUAUGUAUUUGCAUUUGAUAGACACCUUUGUGCAAAUACUUACCAGACUGGAACGAUACGGUUACAUCGGCUGAUCUCAACAUGUUUCUCAUGCUUUUAAUUCAUUUCGUUUUGCCAAUAAAAAUGAUUGAAAUUACAAACAUAAGAGUCAUAUAUUGAUGGUGAUCGAGUGUACGAAAGUGACAUGCAGAUCUUAAAUUGUUUCGUAAAACGAAUUCAUUACUCUUCGUACAAAAGCAGUGUUGCUUCAAAUGAACCUUGAUAGAAACAGUGCCAAUACGAGCUACAAAUCCAUUGUUCCUGCUGUAACAAACCGCUACCAACGUCUAAGUGAGGAUAAUACUGUCGCUGAAUACACCUCUCAUAAAACCAUCAGCGUAACCUCCAGGCUGACAGAAACAGAUUAAACAAAUAGAAAGUAGAAACAAGUAUAAGCAACUUUAAGGCGGCGAGCUGGCAGAAACGUUAGCACGCCAGACGAAAUGCUUAGCGGUAUUUCGUCUGCCGUUACGUUCUGAGUUCAAAUUCCGCCGAGGUCGACUUUGCCUUUCAUCCUUUCGGGGUCGAUAAAUUAAGUACCAGUUACGCACUGGAGUCGAUGUAAUCGACUUAAUACCUUUGUGUGUCCCCUCUGUGUUUAGCCCCUUGUGGGCAAUAAAGAAAUAAGAAACAAGUAUAAGCAACUUUUCUGAUUCAUAAUGUUCUGUGAAAAAGAAUCCCAUGUCCCCAACUCCGUGAAAAGAGAUACAAAGAAAACAGAUGAAUGUGAAAAUUUAAUCAUGUACAUAACACAGAAACAAAUAGAGCAUACAAUUCAGACAAGAAAAACCAGAUCUUUAGAUGCUCUAUCAAAAACUAAAAUAUGCAAUUCAUAUGAAAUAUUUUGUCAGAAAAUUCUUAAAAUGGAUGAAAUAAACAACAAACAGGAAAGCAAUGGACUACUACGGAAGUCUUCCAUGAAAAAUAAUUUCAUUUCUCUUAAUGACCAAAUGAAACUCCGUAUGUCUUCAAAUGAUCCCUGGUUCUCUUUGGAAUUCUUUCCACCAAAAACUACCAAUGGGGCCAGAGAUUUGUUUGACAUAAUGGAAUGUUUUGCUGAAAGUCAGCCACUCUUCUGUGAUAUGACCUGGCAUUUGAAAAAUGAUCCUCAAAAUUUAGAGAAACCAACUAGUUCCCUCUGCAUGGCAGGUACAAUGUUGAAUUAUUUCAAUUUACCAACCAUGUUACAUAUUACAAGCUACAGCCAGUCUGUCUCAGAGAUCAAGGACAUUUUGUUAAAAGCAAAAGAUCAAGGAAUACGAAAUAUUUUAGCCUUAAGAGGAGAUAUAUUUCCAGGCCAUGUGGCUAGCACUGUACAUGAACUACCUUAUGCUGUAGACUUGGUCAGAUUGAUACGGAAAGAACAUGGAGAUCAUUUUGUGAUUGUUGUUGCUGGUUACCCCUCAGGUCACCCAGAAUGUGCUUCUUAUGAAGAGGACUUAAAACAUCUGAAAGAGAAGGUCGAUGCUGGUGCUGAUUUUAUUAUAACACAACUAUUUUUUGAAAUGCACACUUUUGAAAAAUAUGUCAAAGAUUGUAGAGAAAUUGGCAUCACCUGUCCAAUACUACCAGGAAUUCUUCCUAUUCAGAGUUACCUGUCUCUUCACCAUGUCAGUAAGCUGACAAAGCUUACAGUGCCUGAAGAAAUUCUUAACAGCAUAACACCAAUUAAAGACAAUGAUGAAGCUGUUCGCAACUUUGGUGUGCAUCAUGCAGUUGAAUUAGGAAAGAAACUUUUGAACAGUGGUUUGACAAAAGGAAUACAUUUUUACACUCUCAACCAAAGGUUUGCCACAACCACAAUUUUAAAACAGCUUGGUCUUCUAAAUGAGGAAAUCAACAAGCCUUUACCAUGGAAGCCUUCUGUAAACUAUGUAAGGCUUAACGAAGAAGUCCGCCCAAUCUUUUGGAAAGGUCGUCGUAAGAGCUACAUUUGUCGAACAGCAGACUGGAAUAAAUUCCCAAAUGGUAGAUGGGGUAAUUCUUCACAUGCUAGUUUUGGAAAUUUGACUGACUACUAUAUGUUUUAUCUAAAUUAUUCUAGUAAUGAGGAGCAAUUAAAAUCAUUAGGAUUUCAGCUAGAGACAGAGCAGGAUGUGUGGAAUGUAUUUUACUAUUUCAUCAAAGGACAUGAAAACCAAAAUGGAGUAAAGGUAACACACAUACCUUGGAGUGAUGAUGUCUUGUCUACUGAAACUUCUUUAAUAUCAGACCAGUUGGCAUAUCUGAACAAAAAUGGUGUUUUGACCAUAAAUUCUCAGCCAGCUAUAAAUGGGUUUAGUUCAACCCAUCCAAUAUUUGGUUGGGGAAACCCCGAUGGAUAUGUCUAUCAAAAGGCCUAUCUUGAGUUUUUCACUUCAAAAGAAAAUGUCGAAGUUUUGAAGAAACUCUUAGUUAACUAUCCUCAGGUCAAUUAUCAUAUUGGGAACAGUCAGGGUGAUAUGGAUUAUACCAACUGUGAUGAAACUCAACCAAUAGCUGUUACAUGGGGAGUAUUUCCAGGAAUGGAAAUAAUCCAGCCCACUGUUGUUGAUCCUAUUGCUUUCAAAAUUUGGAAAGAAGAAGCAUUCAGUUUAUGGAGAACGAACUGGCGUGACUUGUAUGACCCCAGUUCAAAGUCAUACAAACUGAUAGACUAUUUCCAUGAGAACUACCAACUUGUUAAUUUAGUAGAUAAUAAUUUUGUUCAGCCUACAUGUCUUUGGGAAAUUACAACUAAAAUGCUAUCAGAAACAACAAACUGAAGAAUAAAAUAUCAACAUUUAGAUCAACUAAAUGACCAAAAGUUCUGCUUUAAAUAACAAUAAUUUGAGUAAAAACAAAAAAGCUGAACUGUUUUGAAUGGUUUGGUAAUAUGCAUACACACACAGCUAAAAACUAACACCCCCACCUCUAUAUCUAACUUAUGAAAAGAAUAGAAAUUUCCACACUAAAGAACACUGAAAAAUUUGUACACUAGUGUGAAGUGUCUCAAUGCUCAGACCAUUCCACAUACUUGAAGUGAUUAAGACAUGGAACAGUGCCCAGGAAAUGGUGCAUAAAACAGCAAAUGUUAUUGGAUAAAUGGCUACAGGAAACUUGCAUUACAACUUCUUCAAAAGUUAUUGAUUUACUUCUGUGUACCUUAGUGUCUCCUUUCUUUAAGUUUUCUACUGUUUUCUUUGAUGGAAAAGAUAAAGUAUUGACCAAAAGAAUUAGUUAAUAAACUAUACAAGUCAUUGUUUUUUUAUAACCUGUAUUUAAUGUACACUAACAAAUCAAAGAGUUUAAAUGUCAACACUGGAUUAAGUGAAUAGUUAUCAUUUCCUACGAAACCUUUAAACAUUUAUCCAAAUAAUUUUCAAUA
Messenger RNA from Octopus bimaculoides (California two-spot octopus), 3724 nucleotides. Its product is annotated as methylenetetrahydrofolate reductase (NADPH). The record is from RefSeq and is a predicted model, not a curated record. Gene Ontology annotation, cellular component: cytosol. Lineage: Eukaryota; Metazoa; Mollusca; Cephalopoda; Octopoda; Octopodidae. Gene Ontology annotation, biological process: tetrahydrofolate interconversion. Gene Ontology annotation, molecular function: methylenetetrahydrofolate reductase [NAD(P)H] activity; FAD binding.